Messenger RNA from Aegilops tauschii subsp. strangulata, 1581 nucleotides. RefSeq names its product peroxidase 2. Gene Ontology annotation, molecular function: heme binding; peroxidase activity. The record is from RefSeq and is a predicted model, not a curated record. Lineage: Eukaryota; Viridiplantae; Streptophyta; Magnoliopsida; Poales; Poaceae. Gene Ontology annotation, biological process: response to oxidative stress; hydrogen peroxide catabolic process.
GGCACACACUACACUAGAGACUCUAAGUCAGAAAAUUCUCUUUGUGCGGAGCUAGCUCUAGGCAUUACCAAUGACAUCAUCCAAGCAUGCCUUCGGUUCCUACGGCAUCAUGGCCUUGCUCUUCUUCUCCGCGGCUCUUGUUUCAGCGGAUCUUUCGGCUGAAUUCUACGACGAAACCUGCCCCGACGCUCUGGACAUCAUCGAGGACGCCGUGAGAGCCGCCGUCUCCAAAGAAUCCCGCAUGGGGGCGUCGCUGCUCCGCCUCCAUUUCCACGACUGCUUCGUCAAUGGCUGUGACGGUUCGGUGCUGCUCGAUGGCGCCACCGGCGAGAAGAAUGCGGUGCCAAACAAGAACUCACUUCGCGGCUUCGAGCUGGUCGACGACAUCAAGGCGCAGCUCGAGAAAGCAUGCGCCAAGGUGGUGUCCUGCGCCGACAUCCUCGCCGUCGCCGCCCGUGACUCCGUUGUCGCUCUGGGCGGGCCUACCUGGGACGUGGAGCUAGGCAGAAGGGACGGGACGACGACGAGCCAGGACGCCGCGAACAGCGACCUCCCGGCGCCGACCUCCGACCUCGGCGCGCUGACCAAGGCAUUCUCGACCAAGGGCCUCACCCAGAAGGACAUGGUGGCGCUCUCCGGCGCGCACACCAUCGGCCAGGCCCGGUGCGUCAACUUCCGCGGCCGCCUGUACAACGAGACCGCGCCCAGCCUGGACGUUACGCUCGCCUCGUCGCUGAUGCCGAGGUGCCCAGCGACCGACGGCAGCGGCGACGACAACAACUCGCCGCUGGACCCCUCCACGUCCUACGUGUUCGACAACUACUACUACAAGAACCUGCUGCGGAACAAGGGCCUGCUGCACUCGGACCAGCAGCUGUUCACCGGCGGCGGCUCCGCCGACGCGCAGACCACCGCGUACGCGUCCGGCAUGGGCGCUGGCUUCUUCGAUGACUUCCGUGACGCCAUGGUGAAGAUGGGCGGCAUCGGCGUGCUCACCGGGUCCAGUGGGCAGGUCAGGCUGAACUGCAGGAAGGCCAACUGAAGCGGACUAAACUGUAUGUGUGCCAGACUUCUCAGUACGGGUGAUCAGUGUGUAGCCUUGUUGUGUGUGUGAUGAACUGAUGAUGUGUAGUCAGCUGCUUCAAACGGUUGCAGUACUGCUUGCAACGAAUAAUAAUAGUAAGAUCAGAUGAACCUGCUUAAAUGGAUGCAUGUUCUUUGAUUUUGUGCAGUACAUGUAAGUUUGAUGAUCAGAACUUUAAUUUUCUUUGAGAGAAACCCGUUCUUUAAAUCAAAGUGUUCUGAGAAACACGCGUGGUUACCGCAGCGACUAUUUGUCACUUUAAGCGACGCGAGAGGGGAACUUUUCUCAAGGCAGUUCGAUCGGUGCUACUAGCCACUCCGUCCAGGCCCCUUACGCUUUUUGGAAAAAGGAUGAAUUUUAUUAGCUUAAAAUGAAGCAUCAAAAGAAUAUAAACAUGAUGAGCAUACACCCGCCUCUGCAUAGCUAGGAUGCACACACCCAACACCAACACACACAAAACACGCGUGUAAAUAGCAAAGUCAUAUAAGACCAAAGCU